Molecule: messenger RNA, 2217 nt
Organism: Anguilla rostrata (American eel)
Lineage: Eukaryota; Metazoa; Chordata; Actinopteri; Anguilliformes; Anguillidae
Product: leucine-rich repeats and immunoglobulin-like domains protein 3
Exons: 11
Coding region: 73-2217 (714 amino acids)
Molecular function (GO): protein binding
Source: RefSeq, a predicted model, not a curated record
GGAUCUUAACCAGGUGUUCUUCUUCUUUUCAGGGAUUUAAAAAAUAAUGAGAUCUCCUGGACCGUUGAAGAUAUGAAUGGACCGUUUUCUGCACUCGACAAACUGAGGAAGCUCUUCCUUCAGGGGAACCGGAUACGUUCGGUCACCAAGAAGUCUUUUUCCGGUCUGGAAACCCUGGAGCACCUAGAUCUGAGAAACAAUGCAAUCAUGUCAAUCCAAGGGAAUGCCUUUUCUCAAAUUAAACAGCUCCAGGAACUGCGCUUGAACACGUCCAGCCUGCUGUGCGACUGCCAGCUGCGGUGGCUGCCCGCCUGGGUGGCGGAGCGCGGCUUUGCCCCCUUCAUCAACGCCAGCUGCGCCCAUCCCCUGGCGCUGAAGGGGCGGAGCGUGUUCGGCGUGCGCCAGGAGGACUUCGUGUGCGACGACUUCCCGAAGCCGCAGAUCACGGUGCAGCCGGAGACGCAGUCGGCGCUCCGCGGGUCCAACGUGACCUUCGUGUGCUCGGCGGCCAGCUCCAGCGACUCGCCCAUGACCUUCGCCUGGAAGAAGGACAACGAGGCCCUGGCCCUGGGCGAGGGCGCGGGCGAGGUGCGCAACCAGGCGCACCUGCGCGCCCUGGCGGGCGACGUCACCGAGUACACCACCACCCUGCGGCUCCGCCGCGUCGACUUCGCCAGCGAGGGCCGCUACCAGUGCGUCAUCUCCAACCACUUCGGCUCCUCCUACUCCGGCAAGGCCAAGCUCACCGUCAACAUGCUUCCCUCCUUCAACAAGAUGCCGACGGACCUGAGCGUGCGGGCGGGGGCGACGGCCCGGCUGGAGUGCGCGGCAGGGGGGCACCCCUCCCCGCAGAUCGCCUGGCAGAAGGACGGGGGCACGGACUUCCCCGCCGCCCGCGAGCGCCGAAUGCACGUGAUGCCCGAGGACGACGUCUUCUUCAUCGUGGACGUGAAGGCCGAGGACAUGGGCCUGUACUGCUGCACGGCCCAGAACAGCGCCGGGGCCAUUUCCGCCAACGCCACGCUCACCGUCCUGGAAACCCCCUCUUUCCUGCGGCCACUGACGGACCGGACGGUCGCCAAGGGGGAGACGGCCGUCCUGCAGUGCAUCGCCGGCGGCAGCCCGGCGCCGAGACUCAACUGGACCAAGGACGACAGCCCCCUGGCCACCACCGAGCGCCACUUCUUCGCCGCCGGCAACCAGCUCCUGAUCAUCGUGGACGCGGCCGAGGCGGACGCGGGGCGGUACACCUGCGAGAUGUCCAACCCCCUGGGCGCGGCGCGCGGCGACAUCAGCCUGGUGGUGCUGCCGGGCCCCAACUGCGACCCCGCCCUGGGCGGGGUGGCGGGUGCGGGUGUGGCGGCGGGGUCCGGGGCGGGGCCGGCCGACGGGGACGGCUGGACCACGGUCGGCAUCGUGGUGAUCGCCGUGGUGUGCUGCGUGGUGGGCACCUCGCUGGUUUGGGUGGUGAUCAUCUACCACACGCGACGCCGCACCGAGGACUGCAGCGUCACCAACACAGACGAGACCAACCUUCCCCCGGAUAUCCCCAGCUACCUGUCCUCGCAGGGGACCCUGUCGGACCGCCAGGACGCGUACGUGCCGUCGGAGAGCGGCAGCGGCAGCCACCAGUUCGUGUCGUCGUCCGGCGGCAGCGGCGGCGGCUUCUACCUGCAGCCGAAGGACCUGAGCGGUCUGUAUCAGCUGGACACCGGGAGCGAGGCUGACAUGGAGGCCGCCAUCGACCCGCUCCUCUGCCAUUACCCAGGACCCAUCGGGUCCCUCCUCCGGAGGGGAAACCUCUACUCUCUGGAAUCUCCCGAAGGCUUUACAGGCUGUGCGACUGACCCCAGGGCCGCGUUCGUCAGCUCCUACAGCGGCGGGCUCGGCGGCUCCAGGAGGAGGGAGCACUGCGGGACCGCCUCGCCGGACCCCGGCCCCCCCGGCCCCCCCGGCGCGCUGCACCCGGCCUGCUCCCCCGACCCGCUCCCCUGCAGCACGUUCAUGGGGACGUUCGGGAAGGUGCCCUGGAGGCCCCCGCCGGAGCUGUGCGCCGCCCUGUCGCGCGACCCCGCCCUGCUUCACGAGAACCCCUACGUGGCGGCCGACGCGGACGCGGACCCGGACCCGAACGGCGGCGGCGGCGCAGACCGGCAGGACGCCGGGCCGCCAGCUCGGCCGCAAGAGCACGUAGCCGGACGUCUUCAAGGCGGCUAA